This is a messenger RNA of Pezoporus flaviventris, 3483 nucleotides long. It is a transcript of the gene LGSN, whose product is annotated as lengsin, lens protein with glutamine synthetase domain. NCBI's taxonomy places the organism in Eukaryota, Metazoa, Chordata, Aves, Psittaciformes, Psittacidae. The record is from RefSeq and is a predicted model, not a curated record. Bases 1 to 2487 code for a protein of 828 amino acids. Gene Ontology annotation, cellular component: membrane; cytoplasm. The transcript is spliced from 3 exons. Gene Ontology annotation, molecular function: glutamine synthetase activity.
AUGCAGCUGUUGGUGGUACUUCAUUGUCAUGUUCUGUUUCAUUCAUGCCUGUUAUUUGGUUAUAUAUUUUGUUGCUGGUUACAGAACACAUCUGAAAGGGACAAUGAUGAAGUUGAUGGCAACAAUAUAUGUGGUUUCAGAAAGAAAAAGGGAGUCAAAGGUCCUACAAAGUACAUUCCUCCUCUACAAAAUGCGAAGAUGGAGCUGUCCUGCACUUCAGAGAACCCAGAUUCCUGUCCUCAACAAGGAACUACUGGUUGCUCAGGACCACCAUCAGACCCAUCUCUUCAAAACCUAACUAGCUUUUCUUUAGUAGAGAAGGACACAGGGGGCAGUGACAGUUCUCAUACUGACAGCAGUGUGAAAGAAAACAUGUCUGGAGAAACACGAGAAAAACAGGAGAAUGAUGGCCCUGGGAAAAGAAUAUUAGGUCAAAUAGAUGAGGAAAUAGAUGAAACAGCUAAAACAGAGAAGUACAUAGGUGUGCAACCUGCAAGCAGUGCAGGGAAAACUGUGUGCGCAGAGUCAGCUUGCAGGGGAGAGUGCGAUGAGAAGGCAAAGAGCAAGCAAGAAGAACAGGGUGGGGUGGAAGAAAGAGAUGUCAAGUUUCACAUGACAAAGACGGGCUCCCUGGGCGGUACUGUACCCACACAAGGAUGCGGUACUGCAAUCACACAAGGACACGGUGCUGCAAAGUCCUUCCAAAGGGCACCUGGCCUUUCUAAACAAAGCCUGCAAGAGCUGAAAAACCUGCUGAGUGAAGGUUCUCUGCCUGCUCCUAGGCUCAAUUACAGUGGCAAGGCAGGUGGCACUUUCCCCCAGAAAAACAUCAUAAAACCCCAUGACAGGACAGCUGACAAGCAGAGCCAACUCUUUGAGACUUUUAGCCCUCAUUUUGGAGAGGAGAACAGAAAGUACCACAGCUUCCACAAGGAGGGAGUGGGGCAACAGAGCAAACCUCUGCUGGUCCUCAGCUCUGCUGGGUCUGAUCAGCAGCAAUCAGUGGGAAGCAAUGUGGAUCAACUCAUUCUGGGACUACCUGCAGCUUCUCCACAUGCAGAAAGCAAUGCUCCUGAGAUUUCCUUUGACUCCUCUGCAGACCAUGCUGCAUCCAGCAGAGAGCCUGAUGUAAACGGCCUUGGAAGUCCAACUCUCCUUCAACUGUUCUCUCAUAUUGAAUUUAUUAAGCAGCAGAUGGCCAGGGACAAUGUACAGUUUGUUAGAUUUGAAUCAAUAGACCUCCAUGGUGUGUCGAGAUCAAAGAAUAUUCCUUCUCGCUUUUUUCAUGAGAAAGCAAUUCAUGGUGUUGCCAUGCCCAGAAGUUACCUUGAGCUGACGCUGAAUCCUAAAGAUAAUGAAUUAGAUUACAUAAAUGCAACCAAUUUUAAUUGUGACAUAAUCCUGAACCCGGAUUUAUCAACAUUUCGAAUACUACCCUGGACUGAGCAGACUGCAAGAGUGAUAUGUGAUUCCUUCACUGUGCUGGGUAACCCGCUAAUGACCUCACCAAGGCACAUUGCCAAGAAACAGCUGAGCCAGCUUCAGGACAAUGGCUUUUCUCUGCGCUCUGCCUUCACUUAUGAAUUUUGUAUUUAUGGCAUUACUGAGGUUGUAAAUUCUAAGACAAUAUCCUUUCCUGCAGCCACGAUACUAAAUAACCACGACCAGACUUUCAUUCAGGAGCUCAUUGAAGGAAUGUAUUAUGCUGGUGCCAACAUUGAAAGCUUUUCUUCUUCCACUGGGCCUGGGCAAAUGGAGAUCACUUUUCAUCCAGCAUUUGGCAUAGAUGCUGCUGACAGUGCUUUCACAUUUAGAACAGGAAUUAAAGAGGUGGCUAAGAAAUAUAACUAUGUGGCCAGCUUUUUCUCAGAAUCAGGAUUCUACAACUCAGGGGCUCUGUCACAUAGCCUGUGGGAUUUGGAUGGCCAGAAGAAUUUGUUUUCUGCUGGUUAUGGAGUUGAGGAGCUCUCAGAUAUUGGAAAAAAUUGGUUAUCAGGUCUCUUGGCACACACAGCAGCUAUCAGCUGCUUGAUGGCUCCUACCACCAGCUGCCGUAAACCUUAUUCUAAAUACAGUAAGGAAUCAAAAGAGACUGUAAAUGCAAAAUGGGCAUAUAAUGAUAACAGCUGUGCCUUUAAUGUCAAAUGUCAUGGUGGAAAAGGCACUCACAUAGAGAAUAAGUUAAGUUCUGCUGCAGCAAACCCAUACCUGGUGCUUGCUGCUACUAUUGCUGCAGGUCUAGAUGGAAUAAAGAGAGAACUUAGGUAUGAUGAUAUGCUCCAAGAAGAAAAUCACACUGCUGAUUUGAAACAUUCAUCAGUCCCUCUGAAACUAGAAGAUGCUCUUGUUGCACUCAAGAAAGAUUCUUGCAUUAAGGAAGCAUUAGGUGAAACUUUUAUUCGAUACUUUGUUGCAAUGAAACAUUAUGAGUUAGAAACUGAAGAAAUGGAUAGCGAAAGAAAUAAAUGUUUGGGGUAUUUUAUUUAGAAGAGUACUUUUCUGUAGUGAUGCUGUGUAAAUGCAUACAGUGAAUGGCUAAGAACCUUGAAAUUAUUAAAUAUAUUUUAAAAUGUUUUUAAGCAUUGAAUUUUUUCUACUCCUUUGUAUAGUACAUGGUGAUUGCAUUUUAUUUUCUGUGUAUAUUCAGGACAACGCAAAACCUGAUAUUCAUGAAAAAGCAUUAGUAGGCUUUUAAAAAGCAGGGUUGUAUUUUUUUUUUUUUUUUAAUUAAACAGGCCUGCUGAUGAAAAGAAGAAAAGAGAAGGUGAAAUGGUGAAAAACAACUGCAAUAGGACUGCAUAAUAUGCAGAAAUGUAGGAAUAACUGGGGACAGUACAGGGGGACAAUAGAACUGAGGCAGGAGAUGAAUUUCUUGUUCAGCAUAGUUAUGGGAUUUCUCCCAGUAGCUAAAGAAUUGCUAAACCAGAAGAAUCUGACUUUGAUUUAAAAUCUAGGCUAGAAUGAUGAACACUACAGAGAGGCAAAUAACUGGGGCUGUAGAACCUGGAAGUCAGGAAUCAGUAUCCUAAUUGCCAUAAAUAAAAAUACAGGAGGGAUUAUAAAAUGAUCUAUACAUCAGGAAUUCCACUGCUGAAUGAAUUUUGCAACACUUAUAGUGAAUAAAGAUAUUUAAACAAAUCAAAUGGUGGCUCGAAGAAGGAAUAAUUCAUAGAUAGCCAGGAGUGUCAGGCCACUGGGCAUUCUGUCUGUUUUGAUAGUUAGUGGGUUAAUUCAGAGUUGAAUGAAAAAUGAAAAAAAAAAGGGCAAAGAUGCCAGAGAACUCAGAGGUUAAACUGAACUUUAUUGGGAAAACUGAUGUUGCAAAAGAUGAGGAAGAUGAGUGUGAAGAGAGGAACAGAGACAGUAGGUUAAAGCCAGAAAGAAUGAGUGAAAAUCUGAACUCAGAGAUUGGCAAAUACUAGUUUAAAGGGAGGGAAGACCUAUCCUAAAAUUAGAAAUGGCAGCUGGUGUAAAUUAAAAUAA